Molecule: messenger RNA, 1114 nt
Organism: Acromyrmex echinatior (Panamanian leafcutter ant)
Lineage: Eukaryota; Metazoa; Arthropoda; Insecta; Hymenoptera; Formicidae
Gene: mRpL19
Product: mitochondrial ribosomal protein L19
Biological process (GO): translation
Cellular component (GO): ribosome; mitochondrial large ribosomal subunit
Molecular function (GO): structural constituent of ribosome
Source: RefSeq, a predicted model, not a curated record
CACUGUAAUAAUAGAAGCUUAGAAUUGAAUUCCGGACUUCACGAAAAUAAUUAUUUUUUUAAAAGAGAAAAAAAAUUUGUGCGUGUCUAAAUAAAUGUAUGAGAAUAACAACAGAAAAUUAAAACAAUGGUUGUGAUAUCAAGGAUUUUCUCUCGCGAUUACAGUAGACUGCAAGUAGCGAAAAUAAUACGCUAUGCAGUUAGAGGAAAUUUCUCUACAACCACUCAAGACUCAGUACUACAAGAAUCACAAAAUAAUAAGAUAUCAAAACAAAACAUUAAACAGAAGAAAGCGAUAUCUGAUAGGUAUCGAUUUAUAUAUCCUGAAUUUUUACCAGAUCCAGAUCCCAAGUAUCGUAACUCACUCCGAGAAAAGUUGGAGCGCAUGGAUAUGAUGGCAAGGCGCACACACGUAGCGAUACCCGAGUUCUAUGUUGGUUCUGUAUUAGCUGUAACAUAUUCUGAACCACAUGCUCCUGGAAAAGUUAAUAAGUUUGUUGGCAUAUGUAUCGAGCGAAAAGGAUCUGGCCUGAGAGCCACAUGUGUAUUGAGAAACAUAGUUAAUAACCAAGGAAUCGAAGUAAUCUAUGAGUUAUAUGAUCCUGCAAUACAGAAGAUAGAAUGUCUUAGGCUUGAAAGAAGAUUGGAUUCGCAUCUACGAUACUUGCGGGACGCACCAGCAGAAUAUAGUACCUUUCCUUUUGAUAUGGAACCAGAGUAUUUGCCAGAAGAUGCACCAGUACCUGUGAAUGAGAUCAAAGUGCAACUUAAUCCUCGUCCAUGGUUAGAGAAAUGGGAGCGUCAAGAGUUGAAAGGUAUAACAGAGUUACAGCUUUCUAAUAAACGCAUUAUGAAAGCUAAAGCUACAGCGACACCUUGGGAAAAGUACGAUUUAAUGAAAAAAUAUCGGGAAACUAUCCCCAAGGAGGAUCAAAAUGAAAUAUUUGAUGAAGUGUACACAAAAUUACAUGAAAUGGAAAUUACUAAACGUAGGCAAAAACACAAGCGCACUUUCGUACGUCCGCAGAAAACUGGGUAAACUUUUGUAUAGCAUUUUUCAAUCUGUAUAAGGAAUUAGAAUGAAAUAAAUAUAUUUGUUUUUUGUUACAAUUCUA